AUGGCGAUAGCAGCGGUGCGGGCACUGCUGUUCACGGCGGCGCUGGCGACACUAACUGAAGUCAGAGCGGCCCGCUUCGGAGACCGCCUUGCUCCCCGAGUGCCCGCCGCUUACGCUCCACGUCACGUACCCUCGGCACACCAUUACGUCGAAAAUGAUUACGAGGACUCUUAUGAUCAAGAAUAUAAUGAGCACAAUCAAACAGUUAAAGAUGACGAGGCUAUGCCCGAAACGGAACCUCCACCGCGACGCCCUGCGCGCACCGAAGCACACCGUCUCGAAAUGAGUACCGAAUAUUUUGUGAUUCCUGAACGCACCUCUUCCUCCACGCGUCCAUCGACCUCCAUACGGACUGUCAACAUCUCUACAUCACCGCAGCCGAGCAAUACCACUAUUGUACCUAUUACUAUAACACCCUCGAGAGGUGCAUUGAGAUCAGAGGCAUGGGCGGUACCGAUCUUGGCAAUCGCGUGUGUUAGCAUGUUGACAUUUAGUGGUUUUGAAGUUUUCGUUGUGUGGGGCGCUAGCCGCAAGGCUCCAAGUCAUCGACAUUUAUUGCUAGGACAAACGUUACUAUUCGGACUAUUUUUCAGUGCCGUGACCGCAGCUAUUUACACCGCAACGCCAAAUACUUUCACAUGUGGAGCAGUUCGUUUCGGAACUGGCGUCGCUUACGUAAUAGUCUUUGCUUCACUAUUAGUUAAGUGUGUUUUUUUGUUAAGUUUAAACGGCGGAGUGUAUUUACCAGCGGCAUAUCAGGGACUUCUACUGUUCUUUGCGGUUAUGAUACAAGUUGUGAUCGGAGCUCAGUGGCUCGGCAGUUCGCCCCCGCGAGUCACUGCUGGCGGAGCGCGAUGUGACACUGCUCUGUCUGACCUUCUGCUUUCACUGUGCUAUUCUGCAUUUCUUAUUGCAGUAGUAUGUGGAGUAGCGUUGAGGUCACGCGGUAUACGUGAUAACUACCGAGAAGCGACUCACAUUGCUGGGGCGAGUGGGGCAACAGCUGCCGUCUGGGUAUGCUGGGUAGCGGCCGCUCUUGGCGCACCGGAACAGCAUCGUGACGUGUGCAUAGCGGCUGGCUUGUUGGCCACAUGUGCAGUAGUGUUCGCCUUAAUGUUUGCUCCAAAAGGUCGAAGAUUGGCAGCUUUGGGACGCGAGGGCCGAUGGGACGCUGAUCGCGACGAGGGGCUGAGCUCAUUAGGCGGCGGUGGCUCCGGCUAUUCGCCAUCUUUCUUCCACUUCAAGCCGGUGAAGUACGGCAUGGUCUCAGCGGCGGCACCGGGGCCAGCUCAACCACCGAUCCUCGAUCGCAAAGAGCUUCCUGCUCAGCCAGCCGAUCCGUAUGGCGCAAUGUUCGCGAGUUCACAUCUGCACGCACGUCUGUGCCCCCCGCCGCACUACCCCUUGCACCCAUUAAUGCACUACCAAUAUAAUUACCCGCCUUAUAACUAUCUACUACCAUCAGGCGUGAUGAUGCGACCGGAGGAGGGCAACGUGUACACGAGCGUAGAACCCACCUUCAGCAGCAACCCCAACGUCUUUUUCCAACGCACCGAACCGUUGCACGUCGGCAUGAUGUACUGA
Molecule: messenger RNA, 1584 nt
Organism: Parnassius mnemosyne (clouded apollo)
Lineage: Eukaryota; Metazoa; Arthropoda; Insecta; Lepidoptera; Papilionidae
Source: the annotation of a GenBank genome assembly